CGCCGCGCCACGCUGCGGGAGCCGCCGCCGCCUCGCGCCGCUGCACCAUGUCCGGCCAGCGGGAGCGUUGCGAGCGCGAGUGGCACGAGCUGGAGGGAGAAUUUCAGGAACUGCAGCUGUCAAAUUGUGAGCUCUGCAAUCAUGUCCCCUGACACAGACAAACUAUGACAAAUGACCUGUUGGUGUUCUCUUCUACGCCCUGCCCGGGCUGCUCCAUCCCUCAGGAAACUCACAGGAUCUACAGGCAGAAGUUGGAGGAGCUGACAGCGCUCCAGACUUUGUGUAGCAGCUCCAUCAGCAAGCAUAGGACGCGACUGAAGGACCUGAAGCGCACGCUCCAGAGGUACAAGCGCCGUGCCAGUCUGGAGGAGGCGGAGCUGGUCCAGCAGAUAGAUGUCACCAUCAAGGAGCGGCAGAACACCUUCUUUGACAUGGAGGCCUACCUGCCCAAGAAGAACGGGCUCUACUUGAAUCUGGUCCUCGGCAACGUGAGCGUGACCCUGCUCAGCAACCAGGCCAAAUUUGCCUACAAGGACGAGUAUGAGAAGUUCAAGCUCUACCUGACCAUCAUCCUGCUCCUGGGGGCUGUGGCCUGUCAGUUUGUCCUUCACUACAGGGUAACGGACGAAAUCUUUAACUUCCUACUGGUGUGGUAUUACUGCACCCUGACAAUUCGGGAGAGUAUUCUUAUCAGCAACGGCUCGAGAAUUAAAGGCUGGUGGGUGUCGCACCACUACGUGUCCACCUUCCUGUCUGGAGUGAUGCUGACCUGGCCCAACGGACUAAUCUAUCAGAAGUUUCGCAGUCAGUUUUUAGCGUUUUCCAUAUUUCAGAGCUGUGUCCAGUUCCUGCAAUAUUAUUACCAGAGGGGCUGCCUCUACCGGCUGCGGGCUCUGGGGGAAAGGAAUCAUUUGGACCUCACUGUGGAGGGAUUCCAGUCCUGGAUGUGGCGGGGCCUCACCUUCCUCCUGCCUUUCCUGUUCUUUGGCCAUUUCUGGCAGCUCUACAAUGCAGUCACGCUCUUCAAGCUUUCCAGCCACGAGGAAUGCAGAGAAUGGCAGGUGUUCGUGUUGGCAAUCACCUUCCUGGUCCUCUUCCUGGGCAACUUCCUGACCACCCUCAAAGUGGUGCACACCAAACUCCAGAAGAACAGGAACAAGGCGAAGACGCCGUGAGCCACGGGGCUGCGCCCCCGAGCCCGGGACUUUGACUGCGGGGGUCUCAGUCGGCACCCUUGCUGCCGAUUCCUCCUCAGCAGCGCCAGUGGCCACUGGCGCAGUGACCUCAGGGGCCAGUGGCCUCCCCGGGAGCAGGGCCAAGGCCCGAGUCCCCGACUGGACAAGAGAAAUGUGACCCAGCCUGUCCGAGCAGUAUUAGCCACCCUUCCUAUUUAUGACGUAUUUAAUGCCGCGCCCUCCCCACCUCCCUAGAAUCAUAGCCCCCGCUGCUCUUGGCCGGACUGUCUUCCUGGGGGAGGCAACGCCUCAGGGAGCCCCUCUGUCCCCCCUCCUGGCACUUGAAGCCCUCAGGGCAGGGUGUGGACAUGCCUCCUGAGGUUGGAUGUGUGACCUGUUACUUACAGAGUCCCAGGCGGAGGCGGGAGGGGGGCCCUGGGAGUCCUGUGGGGACUCCCUCCGCAGGCCACGCUUCUGCUGUCGGCUCCCUCCUCCCAGCCUCCGUUUCUCUGUGGGGCGGGCAUCUACCUUCUCAGAGAACCGCUGUUGUGCCUUGUGCUCUUUGUGCUUCCUGAGUCCCCUGACUGCCGGUCACCUGGGGAAAGUGGCCGGGCGGCCUGGGGCCUGGGGUUCUUGGCCCCUGGAGCAGCUGGGCCCAAGGCAGGCAGGGUUUCUGAGUCACCACCAGAGGGCGCCCAGCCUCGGCACCACGUGGGUGGUUUGAGGGCGUUACUUGACACUUCCUGACCCUCAGCCCUCAGCCCAUCUUCCCGAAUCCUUGCAGUGGGAACUCGGAGUGAGACCCAGACCCUCAGCGCUGGCCGGGACUUCAGCCAGCGCCAAUGUCACCCAGCCCUCCAUCUCCGCCUUUACUCAGAGGUUCCGGAAAUUGGGGGGGGGGGGGGUCUGGGCAACCUCACUUUCAGGAGGUCACACAGGGCAAGGCUGCUGGUCACCUCACGAUAGAUUCCGAAUUGGAGGGUGAAGAGGCCAAUUUUCUGCCCCUUCUCCCACACCUGAGCCUCACCUGCCCUUAACGACUUCCCUACAAAUCCUCUAGGACCAGAGGUCAUAGCUGGUGUCCAGAGCUAUGCUGUGGCCCUCAAGGGGAAAGCCCUGGCCGCGUUCCCACAGAACAGCGCUCACCUGGGCCGGCUGCCUGCCCGGAGUGGGAGUGGCGCUGGCUUUCUCGUUUGCGUUUGCGGAGACCCCACCACUCCCUCCUAGCCCUGCCCUCCUUCACUCUCCACGCCGCCCAUCUGGCCCUUUAAGAACUUGGGUUUGCCCUAGACUCGCGUUGGCCAGUUGGCCACCUUUCCUGUGACGGGCCAGAUGGUCACAGUCACAAUGACUUUAGCCUGCAGUUGUGGGGCAGAAGCAGCCCACGCAUAAAUGAAUGGGCAUGACUGUGUUCCAAUAAAACUUUAUUUACAAAAACA
Myotis daubentonii (Daubenton's bat) is the source of this 2614-nucleotide messenger RNA. RefSeq names its product transmembrane protein 120B (gene TMEM120B). Gene Ontology annotation, biological process: fat cell differentiation. Gene Ontology annotation, cellular component: nuclear inner membrane. The record is from RefSeq and is a predicted model, not a curated record. NCBI's taxonomy places the organism in Eukaryota, Metazoa, Chordata, Mammalia, Chiroptera, Vespertilionidae.